Molecule: messenger RNA, 377 nt
Organism: Hibiscus syriacus
Lineage: Eukaryota; Viridiplantae; Streptophyta; Magnoliopsida; Malvales; Malvaceae
Exons: 3
Coding region: 65-322 (85 amino acids)
Source: RefSeq, a predicted model, not a curated record
AGUUAAAUUAAGAAAGUGCAGAAAUCUUUAUCAGAAUCAAAAUUCCGACGCCAAAUUUUUCACAAUGAUCAGCAUUCUCGCUCAGGAGCGUUUGCUUGGUGCCGCACUCGGAACCGCGUUGACAGGGAUCGUAGUAUUUGAGCAACGGAAACAAAUCUAUGAAUCGAUUUCAGAUCAUCAAUCUCAACUCGCUUCCGAAUCUCAGAUGAAAGAGCCGAUCUUUGGAAAGAAAUCUCGCUCAGAGUUUGCACUUCUAUGGAACAAAGCUGUGGACCAGAUAUUUGUGCCAGUAAUUGAGUCCAUUAGUUCACGUCGAUGGUAGAAAUUUGAAGUAGUUUAGAGCCAACUAUUGAUGUGUCUAUUACUGCAUAUCAUUG